Molecule: messenger RNA, 3779 nt
Organism: Hemibagrus wyckioides
Lineage: Eukaryota; Metazoa; Chordata; Actinopteri; Siluriformes; Bagridae
Product: NCK-interacting protein with SH3 domain-like
Exons: 13
Coding region: 190-2526 (778 amino acids)
Biological process (GO): endocytosis
Molecular function (GO): Arp2/3 complex binding; protein binding
Source: RefSeq, a predicted model, not a curated record
GCAGGACGCUGCGUGCGCGCCCCUUGCGGUGUUUACAGGCGUCUCGGAGCCGCUGGUGAGGCGAUUCUCGCUCCGGGAGUGAUAUAAUCUGAUUUACUUUGUCAUGUGGGAUUAGUUGAGUGGAAAUAAAAGUACUACAAUACAUUGCAUUUAAUUUAGAGUUAUUUUAAAACUGAAGUAAGAAGCGCCAUGUAUCGGUCUCUAUACGCCUUCAAGUCGAAGGAGGCGAACUCGAUGCCGUUCUCGGCCGGAGAGAGUUUCCUCAUCCUGGAGAGGAGCAACCAGCACUGGUGGCUGGGAUCCCGCUGCAGCUCCGGGGAAACUGGCUACAUCCCGGCCUCCUACCUGGAGAAAAUCCAGGCUCCGGAGCAUGAUGAGGUUUUGCAGUCGAUAGACAGAGCCAUUGAGGGGAUCCACAACGUGGCCAUGAAAAACGGAGGGAAGUACAACCUGGAGCAGAGAGAUGUGCUGCAGAAGCUGAUCCACCACAGGAAGGAGACACUGUCUCGCCGGAGUCCAACACCAUCCAAUCACAAAACAGGAAUUCCUUCCUCCAGCAGUGAGAUGUCUCUGAGCUCCACCCACCAAACACCCAAUGGCCUGAGCCGGGCUUACAGCUGCCAGGCCAGCGAGUCAAUCACAGAUAACACAGAGAAUGUGAAUGUAACAGGACUUUAUCAGGUUCCUCCUCAGCCUCGUCGAGCUGCUCCCAUAACUCCACCCCCUCCAGAGAAACGGAAGGAAAACCGACGCCUAGGUCCUGAGGUUCCAGUCAGAGUGAUCUCCUCUGGCUCCACCCUCACCCCUGGACAGACCACCCCUGUAUCUAGUUCUCCGACUAUAAGCUCCACCUCCUCCCAGUCCAGCUCCACCCACUCCAUUCUACUCUCUGAUGACAGCCUUCCCAGUGCAUCUAGCACUCCACCUCCUGUGCCGAGCCGAACAAAAGCCCCGCCCCCUCCUCCUCCUGACAUCUCUCAAACCCAGAAGACCCCGCCCCUUCCACAGCAUGACCUCUCCCACUUUAAAAAGACCAUGCCUCCUCCCCCUCCACCUGAGCUGUCCCACUCUGAAAAGACUCCACCUCCUCCUCCACCUGAAUCCUCCUCUUUUUCCAACAAAGGUCCGGCCCCUCAACCCCAGCCUCAGCCAAUCACAUCUGAGCCUUACAUUUCGGACCAGUCAGAAGCCGAGUGGCCCUCAGCCCCGCCCCCUGUAUCUUUCAGCCCCACUGGUACUGACAGCCCCACAUGUUUGUCCUUGGUUCCCAUGACGACAGGGGCCGAGCUGAUUGAGCUUGUUAGAAAGAACACAGGCCUUAGUUAUGAGAUGUCACGUGUCGCUGUGGGCGUGGUCGUUGGCCAUCUCCAGGCGACCAUCCCGGGGGCGGCGGCCGAACUGGAGCAGGUGUUGCUCUCUUUGGUAGAGAGCAAGGACCUGAGUGUGGCCUUGCCACGGGGACAGGUGUGUCACGAUGAACAGAGGUUGGAGGUGAUCUUCAGUGAUUUAGCUCGUCACCGUGACGACUCGCAGCAGCGCAGCUGGGCUCUGUACGAGGACCAUGAGCUGAUCGCAUGCUACCUGGAGGAGCUACUGCAGAUACUGACAGAUGCAGAUCCAGAGGUGUGUAAGAGGAUGUGCCGGGCCAAUGAGUCUGAGCCUGUACUGUCUCUUGUCUCUUAUUAUCAGAUGGAACAUCGUGUCUCUCUGCGGCUGCUGCUGUUGAAGGUGUUUGGUGCAAUGUGUGGUCUGGACGCCUCGCUCAUCUCCACACUGCUCAACUCCAUCCUUCCCAUGGAGCUCGCACGAGACCUUCAGAGCAACACACAUGAACAUCAGAAGAUGUGUUACACAGCACUGGUGUUGGCCAUGAUCUUCUCCAUGGGAGAGCAGCUGCCGUACCGCCACUACGAUCACCUGAACUCUGGAUUUAUUCAGUUCCUGUUGGAUGUGAUUGAGGACGGACUUCCAUCAGACCCGACAGAACAGCUUCCUGACUUGAGCGUCAACCUGCUGCUCGCCUUCAACCUGCACUUCACAGUGCCGGAGAGUAAUGUGGUGAUGCAAACUCUGAUAAAGAGACACAAUGUGAAAUCUCUCACUGAGAAAAUCCUGCUGCUGCUCAACAGAGGAGAGGACCCUGUGUGUGUAUUUAAACACGACCCACCGGCUCCACACUCUGUACUCAAGUUCCUGCAGGACAUUUUCUCCAGUCACAACACGGCUGACAUUUUCUACCACACUGACAUGAUGGUGAUGAUCGACAUCGUAGUCCGGCAAAUCUCAGACCUGUCUCCAGGAGAUAAGCUGAGGAUGGAGUAUCUCUCACUCAUGCACGCCAUCAUGCGGUCCACUGAUUACCUGCAGCAUCAGCACCGUUUCUCUGACCUGCAGGCGGCACUGCAGAGGAUUCUGGGAGAGGAGGAUGAUCCCGGUGAGGACGAGAGCUUGGCUCAGGCCAGAAAGAUGGACAAGCUCAUAGUGCAGCAGAUUUAUAAGGAGUUCCCUCAGAUGGGCGCAGACUGAUGGCUGCGUCCCUAACACUGACCGAGUGCACUACACCCAGGUCCCCUACUCACAGGAGCAGGUGUAGAGUCGCACUUCACCGAGUCUGACAUGUUCCAGGAAUUUCUAAACAUAACAUGCUCAUAGAGAAAAAAAACAAGUGCGCUACCAUAUUUUCCAGAUUAUCGCACACUAAAUUCUCUGAAAUAAUUCACUUUAAUUAGCGAAGCAUCGUUAACCCAAUCAGCCGAAAGACUCGUUUAUUGUACAUAAGCUACGUCCAUGAUCCCUAAAGACAGAAUUCUCAUCAUCUCCUUGCAGCAAAGUGACAGCGCUAGGGUCCAUUAAUACAAAUUUUGAUGAAACGAUUGUGCAAAAAAUAGCAGGAGUCUGUAUUCACACUGCUAACUAUGUGCGGGAUUUUAUCAUCACCACUUCCUGUUCCUGCACCUUUAGACUUCAGGAGGUGGAGAUUCGAUCCCGAGCAAAAACUGACUGCACUGAGGGGGAGGAAAGGAUGGAGUCCCCCAUAAUACCACAACUGCACCAGUCUUUAGUUCACAUUUAUUUAUGUCAAGUGAAAUGCUGUGCAGACUUAUGCAGAUGUUCUAACACCUGUAUCCACCUUAUAGUAUGGGAAAUACAGUAAUGAGUGCUGGAGGUCAAUCUAAAUGAAACUGGACUUCCUCAGGCUUCUGCAUCAGUGUAAGGGAAUAAAAUAAAUCUGAUGGAACAACCUGCGAAGCUUUUUCCUCGUUAGUGUCCUGCCACAGGUCGUACACACUUCAUCUGAAACUCAGCUUUAAUCUCCUGAGCCUUGCUAAACCUCCUGUGCUGUGUCCCGGUGAACUUCAUGCUGCAGCAUUCUAAAUGUCACUGUUCUUCAUCCGUCUUUUGGUUCAGAUACAUAUCAUCUCGCCUCGUCUCAGUUGCUACCUCUCUCCUCUUUUUUUUCUGGGAGUUUAAGUUUGUUAAUUCCAUGAUGUACCGGUGGAGAAUCCCGUUCCCUGUCUGUCCAUUAUUACACACUAGAUCAAGGGUACAGAGUGUGAUUACUUUCUGUCAGUAUUAUCAUUCACACACGCUCCUUAACUCCUUCACACAUAGACAUUCAGUAUGAAUCGAGUGUGGGUCUGUUUCAUGUCGCUUUAAUGAUGCGUGGAAGCUUAUAUCUUCUCUCAGAGACGAUGGUGUUCGGAAGGGAAAUGGUAACAAAAUGUAUUUUCGUAAACACUAAUAAAAAUGCCAGUCAUCCUAAUGAACACACUCAUGAC